Messenger RNA from Patella vulgata (common limpet), 2002 nucleotides. Its product is annotated as SPRY domain-containing SOCS box protein 3-like. The transcript has a single exon. Lineage: Eukaryota; Metazoa; Mollusca; Gastropoda; Patellidae. Bases 336 to 1010 code for a protein of 224 amino acids. Gene Ontology annotation, biological process: proteasome-mediated ubiquitin-dependent protein catabolic process; intracellular signal transduction. The record is from RefSeq and is a predicted model, not a curated record. Gene Ontology annotation, molecular function: protein binding. Gene Ontology annotation, cellular component: SCF ubiquitin ligase complex.
CGGGAUCGGGGCCCUAUAAAGGGUCUCGUAAAUCAGAGCGAAUGUAUUCAGACCCAGAGAGGGAACGAGUAGUGCCCUGUGCGGGUGAGGGGCAAACCAUUACCGUAAACAAACAGCAGCUUUGCGAGACUGAAAGGUUUAGUUAAGAAUUUUUUGCUUGCCAGCAAGUUCGUCAGCAGAUCAAGGACAGUUUUAAUCAAAUUGGCUGGACUGUAUUUUGACAUAUCACAAAACUGACGAUAUUGAAGAUAAAGGAACAAAGAAGAUUGGCGAGAUUAAUACGAUUAUUUGUACAUCAGCUGUUGCCAACUACAGCAGUCAGACUAUUAUUUAUCAUGCCUACUCCGUUAUCAGACGGCUGUCGAGCAGCUUGGAAUUGGAACAGACGGGAAAAGUCACACGAAGUUCGUAUUCAUGGAAAACAGUUGCAGAUUGCAUAUUUUCACCCGAACUGGAGCAACGGUACGGCCGGAGUUCGGGGAUCUAAACCUAUUAACAAUGGAAGACAUUAUUGGGAAAUUCGAAUUUCGGAAAGACUUUUUGGAACAAGUAUGAUGUUCGGAAUAGGAACGAAGAAGGCCCGGUUACACGUGGAUGCUUUUGUAAACUUGUUGGGCGAAGAUGACCAAAGUUGGGGACUUUCUCAUAAAGGAUUAUUGUGGCAUAAUGGAAUAUCGAAAGAAUACACCCGACCCUUUCAAGAAAAUGAAUCAACAACAAUUGGUAUGUUAUACGACGGUGAUACAGGAACAUUAACUUAUUUUAAAGAUGGUGACUGCUUAGGAGUUGCUUUCACCGGACUCGACAAUGUCGUUUACGAUCUUUAUCCUAUAGUGUGUUCGACCGCAGCUAAAACAGAGAUGACUCUUGGCACGAGAAAACGAAGUUUUGUGAACCUACAAGAUCGAUGUCGUGCAUCUAUUCUUUCAAAAAUUCCAAUGACUAACAGAAUAGACAAAUUACCGUUACCAAAUAAAAUUAGACAAUUUUUGAAAGAAGGUGCAGUAUGAUAUGCAUAACUUGAAAUUAACCAUAUCUUCUAAAAUGUCUGAUACAGCGAAAUAAACUUUUAGAAAGCAGUGUACAAUGUACGAAACAUCAUUAGUUCUUGCCGUUUGUAUAAUUUACAUGUAUAUAUAAUUGUAAAACAUUGUAUAUAUCUAUUUACGAUAAAUUAAUUUCACCAAUAUCGUCACAUAUCAUAUCUCUUGUAAAGGGAGGUAACCUGUCUCUUUAAUGUAAAUACAUUUAUUUAUUUAUUUAAUAAUUAAAUUAUAUAUUAAUUAUAAAUCUUAAUAUAUAAAUACGGAUGAGUAUAUCUAGUCAAUUGUUUAUACUAAAGCAUUUCGCUAAUCCGCUUUCUUUAUUUAAAGUUUUUUUAUGUAAAAAUAUUAAUUGAAUUUUAUUUGUGUGUAUAUUAAUGUAUAAUUUAUGCAGUAGAUUAUAUCUACAAAUUUCAUAAUAUAUUGAUUUUAAUAUAUUUAAGGCCAAGCCGUGCAAUAAUUCACAAUAAUAGAGUGAUGUAUAUAAUGAUGUAUAUAAUUUAGAUAAGUAAUAUAAAUAAUAAAGCACAUUAUUUAUCAUAAUUGUGCAUAUUUCAAAAGGUGCUAUUUUGUAUCAUAAACUGUAAGCAAGAGUGGGGAUGCGAGGACAAAAACUGUCAAUGUUCAUAAAAAAAAGAGCCAGUGUAGUAAAGUUUUUUUGAUUUCGAAUUUUUGAGAAAAAAAACCCCAACAAAACAGUCGUUGGAUUCGUUUAUCAGAAUAUAUCAGUAAGUCUAAAAAUAUUAAAGAAUAAAAAUGAGCUGUCAUUUUUUAGGGCGUUGAUAGAUGACGUCUAUAUAUAUAAUUAAGAUAUUUUUAAAUAAUUAACCAUGUUUAAGUCUACACAAAGGUAUUAUCAGAUUAGAACAUUGACAGUUUGACCGAGUGACAGCUGAUCUGUAUAUGAAUGAAUCUAAAAAAAAAGAAAGAAAGAAGCGGAAUUGAAUGAAAAUGAAAUG